Messenger RNA from Aspergillus eucalypticola CBS 122712, 7215 nucleotides. RefSeq names its product type I polyketide synthase. The transcript is spliced from 18 exons. Gene Ontology annotation, molecular function: 3-oxoacyl-[acyl-carrier-protein] synthase activity; oxidoreductase activity; fatty acid synthase activity. Gene Ontology annotation, biological process: secondary metabolite biosynthetic process; fatty acid biosynthetic process. Bases 1 to 7215 code for a protein of 2404 amino acids. The record is from RefSeq and is a predicted model, not a curated record. NCBI's taxonomy places the organism in Eukaryota, Fungi, Ascomycota, Eurotiomycetes, Eurotiales, Aspergillaceae.
AUGUCGACCUACAGUUUUCCUACCAAUGACUUUGCGGCCCUUUCUAGCCAACCAAUCGCAGUUGUGGGGAUGGGGAUGCGCCUCCCCGGCGGCGUUCGAACGGCAGAGCAGUUCUGGGAUGCACUUAUCGAGAAAAGGGAUUGUUCGUCAGAGGUCCCCAAGAGCCGAUACAAUGUGGACGGUUUCUAUAGCGCGGAUAAACCCGGGGCAGUGAGGACGCGAAGAGGAUACUUUCUUGAAGAUGAGUACAUCGGGAAUAUUGACUUGAACUUCUUCCCGGCGAUUCCUGGCUUUGAAAUGGACGAAUUAGAUCCGCAACAGACUUUGUUGAUGGAGGUCAUUUGGGAGUGUAUGGAAAAUGCCGGCCAGACAGGCUGGAAAGGCAAAGAUAUUGGCUGCUACGUUGGUGUUUUUGGCGAGGACUGGCAUGAGAUCGCAGCAAAAGAGACACUAUCAAUACCUCGUGUGCAUGCCUUUGCUAAUGGGGCGUACACGCUGUCCAACCGCGUCUCUUAUCAAUUCGAUCUGAAAGGCCCAAGUGCGACUAUCAUGACUGCAUGCUCAUCGUCCUUGACAGCUCUUCAUGAGGCCUGUCAGGCCCUAAACGAUGGUAGUUGUUCCUCCGCCAUCGUAGCCGGAACCAAUAUGAUUCUAACGCCUUCUAUGACAAUAAACAUGUCGGACAACACUGUUCUAUCUCCGGAUGGGUAUUGCAAGGCAUUUGACGCUAGAGCUAAUGGCUAUGGGAGAGGAGAGGCCGUUAAUGCAAUCUACAUCAAGCCCCUGGGCCGAGCAAUCGCAGACGGGGAUAACAUACGUGCAGUCAUUAGGGCAACAUCGGCAAACUAUGAUGGGCAGUCGGCCAAGAUUUUUGCCCCAGACAUCGAAAGCCAAGCGCGACUGAUACGAAAGGCUUACCAAAAAGCACAAAUCGUAGAUCCUUCAGAAACAUGCUUCGUCGAAUGCCAUGGAACCGGCACCAAAAUUGGAGAUGUAAUCGAGACGACAGCAGUUGCCCGAGUCUUCGGUUCGCGAGGAAUGUACAUUGGAUCGGUUAAAACCAAUUUCGGUCACGGCGAAGGUGCCUCGGGUCUCACAGGAGUAAUAAAAGCUAUACUGUCCCUGGAGCGUCGCAUAAUUCCACCAAACAUGCACUUUGCCCAACCUAAUCCCAAGAUACCCUUUCAAAAAGGACGCCUAGAAGUUCCUACCGAGCCAAUUCCAUGGCCUUCUGAUCGGAAGGAACGGGUUAGUGUUAACGGUUUCGGUAUUGGUGGUGCCAACGCACAUGCUAUUCUGGACUCAUGGCCUACCCCGAGGGAUGAGGCUACAGAGUCUGUCCCGGGACAUCCUCAUAGAAGCUGCCUGCUUGUGGUCUCUGCUGCAAGCGAAAGAGCACUCCAGGCUCGCUGCGAAGCAGUGAGAUCCUACAUACUUGAGAAGCCUUCCCUGAUCUCUGAUGUUGCCCACACCCUCGGUUUGUGUCGGGAGCACCUCCCUUACCGUACCUUUAUGGUAACUAGUGGUAAGGAUACUACUGAUGAACCUCGUUUGACUCGAAAUGCAUCUACUUCUCCCAUGAGCGACAUAGUAUUUGCGUUCUCCGGUCAGGGUUCGCAGUGGUGCGGCAUGGGGAGAGAAUUAAUGGAUGCGUUCCCGAGUUUCAAGCUCGACUGCCUCACAAUGGACCAAAUAUUGCAAGAGUUGCCUGAGCCUCCCAAAUGGAGCAUCGUUGAUGAACUCCAAACGCUGGAAGACCCACAGAAGAUGGGGGAGCCUGUAUUUGCACAGACCCUAUCUGCUGCUGUGCAAAUUGCGCUGGUAAAUCUUCUUGAAAGUUGGGGCAUACACCCUGCGGCUACAAUUGGUCAUUCCAGCGGUGAAGUAGGAGCUGCUUAUGCGGCGAAAGCGAUUCCCCUUCGAACGGCCAUAGUCAUAGCCUACUACCGAGGCCUUUGUGCCAUGUCUUGCCCACCGUCAGGAGGAAUGGCGGUUGUUGGUCUAGGAGUGAAUGCUGCUAAAAAGUAUCUCAAAGAUGGACUCGUGGUGGCCUGUGAGAAUGGCCCUGAGACGGUCAAUAUCUCUGGCAACCGAGACAGUCUAGCAGCUGUUGUGGUUCAGAUCAAGGCUGACAAUCCAGACACUUUCACGAAACUGCUGCCUAUACGCGUGGCUUACCAUUCCCCCGAUAUGAAGCAAGCGGCGGCUGUCUUUAGAGACUUGAUUGAGCCUUAUAUCCUUUUCAAUGAUAACAUGAUACCGUUUUAUUCGACACUUACGGGCUCGGUAGUCAACGAUCCCACUCAGCUUAGCGCUGGCUAUUGGGCAGCCAACCUCGAGUUUCCAGUCCUUUUCGCCAGAGCCGUCGAGUCUCUCCUUGCUUCUAAUAACAAUAUAUCGAAGACUUUCGUCGAAGUCGGACCCAACUGUUCUCUCUCAGCACCUCUGCGCCAAAUACUUGCUCAGCAUACAUUGCAAGCGAACAAAUACAUUCCCACUCUAUUAAUUGAUCAAGACCAAGCACGUUGCUUGUUGCAAGUCGCGGGAGAGCUAUUCUCAACUGGAUGUGAUAUUGAUCUGGAAGCAAUCAAUGGCAAAGGCCAAUUCGUUAGCUGCCUGUCGCCAUAUCCAUGGGACCGACAGAGCCUGAAUUGGAAGAAACAUCCACGCCAUGAACUUCUAGGUUCCCGGACGCUAGAGUCAAGUGAUAUUGAACCAUCCUGGAGGAACCUACUAAGCCUAGUAGAUGUGCCAUGGCUUGGUGACCACUGCAUCAUGGGAGAAACCCAAUUUCCGUGCGCAGGGUACAUUGCAAUGAUCAACGAAGCCGUCCGCCAGAUAUCCAGCAUGCAAGAGUGCACGAUCCGGAACUUGUGCAUUCAGGCUCCUCUUUUACUCCACCAAUGGGAAAGGAUUGAGAUUGUAACAAGCGCCAAGCCUGUCAAGAUCAGUGAUCGAGUAGCCUCUUCGUCCUACGAAUUCAGCAUUGUGUCCUACAACGGUAUCGAGUGGGUCAAACAUGCCGUAUGUCAGGCCGGAGCUGGAACAGCACAGCUUGAUCUGGAUUUGGUCUCAAAUCAUGAAUGCGCACGGUCCAUGACUUCAAAUAAAUUAUAUCAAGAGUUGCGAAAACUUGGUUUGGAGUAUGGACCCGCCUUUAGAGGUUUGGAGAGCAUUCGAGCAGACCCCUUAAGCUACAGAGCAACAGCAGUCCUCCGGACUGAAGACACCCAUGCUGUGCACCCUACUACGAUUGACAAAGGCUUACAACUCCUCAGUGUCGCAGCUUCAAAAGGGAAAUCAAUGCAUGACUCAAAGCCUCACGUUCCUGUGUUUGUGGAUACUAUUCAGAUCGGUCGGAACCGACCGUUGGUGAAGGUGACAGCGUCUAUGGAGAGUCUCGCUGUGAGCCAGCCCAAGACCAAAGUCAUCUUUGAAGAAAAUACAGACCAAGGUAAUGCAAGAAUACUCUCGAUGAAAGGAGUCCUACUCGUUCCAUUGGACAGCAGCAUAAAAGCUGGGUCCAAGAACAUUCCUUUGGCAACGUAUGGCGAAUGGCGCCCGGACAUGGAUCUGAUCACAGCCCAGGACCAGCUUUCUGGUCUCAAAAGCUUAACUGAUUCACAGGUGCGCACGAUCAUUGCAGCUUCAACAAUCAAUAUGAUUCAAGUACAUCGACUUCUCCAACAUACAGUUACGUUCUCGGAGAAGUCAAAGGACUAUCAAGGCUGGAUCCACGCUCAGAUCGAGAAUCUACUAACCGGCAAGCUGACCACUGUCGAGGAGGCAAAAACGUGGGCAACACUAGAGGAUGGUGAUCUAUCGAAGGAGGUUGAAGCUUUAAACGAGACUCUCGAAUCUGAGGGAUUAAAGCAUGUUUCAGACCUGUUGAAGGGCAUUUUAAACUCGACCUUGGAUGUCAUCCGAGGCUUCUGUGACACUGAAUCAGUAUCAAGUUUGCGCAGUUUGGCAGAGUGCUUCAAGAUAUCGCCCACGAGUGACCUGUCCGCUUGGCUUUCUCUGGUCUCACAUUCCAAACCGACACUACGAGUUCUCGAGAUAGAAGCCCUCCUCUCACAGCUCAAGUCAAUAGGCGAAAGACUAUACUCAAGCUAUACAAUCACGAGCACGAACGGUAAUACGCAUCUUCAUUUUCAACAGCUGGACAUCACCCGAGAUCCACUACUGCAAGGAUUUCAGGAAGGCGCUUUUGACUUGGUGAUAGUAUCUAGAAUGUGUCUUGAGAAAUCAGGACUGGAAUAUUCCUUACAGCACAUCAAGAAACUCCUCACAAAUAACGGGAGCCUUCUACUUCACAUACCAAGUCCAGGAGACUGUCAGCCCCUUGAAGCAUGGCAUAAUUCACUUCUGCGGGCAGGGUUCACCGGGGUUGACACAUAUUCAUACGACGCUAGGUUUCCCUAUCCAGUGCACUACAAUAUUAUCUCGCGUAUCUCAGACUGGGAUACAGUGAAGAAAACAAAAUUGAUAUACCUUCUAUGCACGACUAAGAGACAUGAUCAUCCUUGGAUAUGCAAUGUGGAAGCCGUGCUUGAGCAGGCAGGCUACCACACCGAGCGAUGCAUACUUGGAGAAGCAUUACCUCCUAAUCAAUGCGUUAUUUCCUUUUUGGAUCUCGAUAAACCCUUCUUCAAUGACAUAGACAUACAGAGCUGGGGCUGGUUUCAGUCAUUGAUCAGGAGUUCUCCUCGCAUCCUUUGGAUUACCCCGUCCGUCGAACUUGGAUGCCAUGAUCCUGAAUUCGGAAUUGCACUCGGUGCAUCACGAACAGUUCGACAAGAGGAAGCACUCCAUUUCGGUACAUUACAGAUAGACCAAUUCAACAAGACCGCAAUCAGGCCUACUUUGAGAGUAUGCGAAAAAUUUUUCGAAGCAACUGAUGGUCAAGACACGAACGACAUAGACUACGAGUUCGCUUUGCAAGAUGGGACCGUUUACGUCCCGAGAUUCCAUUGGGAGUCCCUUUCUGACUGUCUUCUUCGGGAGCCGGAUCCGACAGCUCCCAUCAAAUUAGACGUCAGUACGUACGGUUCAAUGAACUCUCUUGGUUGGGUCGAACACGAACUCGGUCUUCCUGGGCCACACGAAGUUAUGGUCGAUGUCAGUUAUGUUGGCUUGAACUUCAGAGAUAUUAUGAUUCAAUUGGGAAUCAUGGCGAGCAAAGAUGAAUUUGGGGUCGAAGCUAGUGGCAUCGUCCGCCAAUGUGGCAGCGACGUGGAGCAAGUGAAGCCUGGCGAUAAGGUUAUGCUGCUUCAGCCUGGACUUUUCUGCUCGCGCGUGUGUGUUCCUGUUUCCAGCUGUGUGCGUCUACCAGCGUGGCAUUCCUUGGAGGAUGCUGCUUCACUGGCUGUGGCAUACGGUACAGCCCUCUACUGCUUGACAGACAUUGCUCGGCUUGAAAAGGGUCAGUCUGUGCUGGUCCAUGCAGCAUGUGGAAGUGUUGGCUUGGCUGCAAUCAACUUGUGCCAGAUGCUUGGUGCCGAAAUAUAUGCGUCGGUUGGCAGCGAGGAGAAAGCUUUGCAUCUUGUCAAUACGUUCCAUAUCCCGCGACACCGGAUCUUUAAUUCGAGAGACAGCAGUUUCCUUCCGGGAAUACUACGUGAAACGGGUGGCCGCGGGGUUGACGUUGUGCUCAACUCGCUGGCUGGAGAGCUGUUGCAUGCAUCAUGGUCAUGCGUUGCAGAAUUUGGUAAGAUGAUAGAGAUUGGUAAACGAGAUAUCCUCGAGCACGGAACAUUGCCAAUGGAUGCUUUCGGGGGUAACCGGGCCUUUAUUGGUGUGGAUCUCAUAAGACUGGGGCAGAAACCUGGAGCCUUUGCAAGCUUAACGUCUCGAGUGAUGGAUCUCUAUGCAGAGGGCAAAAUAUCCCCAAUCCGCCCAUCGAAGGUCUUCGAGGCUUGCGAUGUGAAGGAAGCCUUCCGAUACAUGCAAAGCGGCCUCCACAUUGGUAAAAUCAUAAUAAGAAUGCCUCAGACUACCAAUGGCCUCAAUGUUGCCCGAUCACGAAGACAUCCAGCCCUCUCGCCUGAUUUAGCCUAUGUUUUAGUCGGCGGUCUAGGGGGGAUUGGACAGACACUUGCGACCUGGAUGGUGGAAAAGGGCGCCCGACACUUGAUAUUUCUCUCACGGUCCGCAGGUACAUCUGCUCGAGAUCAGGCUUUUGCACAUGAACUGGAGAUCCAGGGAUGCACGGUUGUACUGGCCAAAGCCGACGUGUCGGUUUUGGAGGAUGUGGAAGCCGCCAUUCGCUCAUGUCCUCUCCCUAUCGGGGGAAUCCUCCAGCUAUCUAUGGUUCUUCGAGACCAAUUCAUCCAAAAUAUGACACAUAAGGACUGGCAAGAUGUGUUGGCCUGCAAGGUCGCAGGCACUUGGAAUCUGCAUCAUGCGUUACAAGGUCGUGAUGCUCACCUGAGGUUCUUUGUCCUCUGUGGUUCCAUUUCAGGCGUCUUGGGUACCCCAGGUCAAAUCAAUUAUUCCUCAGCCAAUGCUUUCAUGUCCUCUUUCACGCAGUAUCGCCUGCAGCUUGGACUUCCCGCCUCGGUCGUCAACCUCGGCGCCGUGGGAGAUGUGGGAUACAUCGCCACACAAGACCCAAAACUACGAGAGAGGAUGAGCUCUGGAUCCGUACGCCUUCUGCAGGAGCAGGAAGUUCUGGACGCAUUCGAACUCGCUAUUUUCAAGUGUCAAUCAAGGGCUCCCUUGCAUACUGCUGAUGGUACCAUCACAGCGCCAAACAAUAUCAUCGUUGGCAUGAGCAGUACGAAAUCCCUAAGAGACCUCUCCGUCCGUCCGCUUUGGGGGCAAGAUGCGCGAUUCGGCAUCUACCGGAAUCUCGACGAGGACGUCAACACAGGCCCAGCACAGUCAUCCUUGAGCAAUGCAGCAGCCUUGCGGGAUUUUCUAGCCUUAAUCGAAAGACAACCUGAGAAUCUCGAUACCGAUGGCAUCGCAAAUACGAUACUUGAGUACUCGAUCAAGUGUAUACAGGAGUACUCUAAGUUUGCCCAUGACCUCAGCUACGAUCAGGUGGUGGAAUUGCCUAUUGACUCUUUAAUGACAAUUGAGAUGCGCAAUUGGUCUCGUCGCAACAUAGGUGUUGUGUUGUCUCUGACGGCUAUCAGCAAGGCGGGUACUAUUGGAGGACUGGGUGAGGUGAUACUGGCGUCAUUGCGUUCAAAGUAUCGUAAGACGUGA